Messenger RNA from Diorhabda carinulata, 3948 nucleotides. Its product is annotated as inositol polyphosphate-4-phosphatase type I A. The record is from RefSeq and is a predicted model, not a curated record. Gene Ontology annotation, cellular component: cytoplasm. Bases 240 to 3851 code for a protein of 1203 amino acids. Gene Ontology annotation, molecular function: phosphatidylinositol-3,4-bisphosphate 4-phosphatase activity. NCBI's taxonomy places the organism in Eukaryota, Metazoa, Arthropoda, Insecta, Coleoptera, Chrysomelidae. The transcript is spliced from 18 exons.
AAUUGCAUUAUAGACACAGAUUUUUUGAUAAUAUACUACAAAUUUUAAGUAUUUUGGCAUUUUUGUGUGAUAUUUUCCUCUCAAUUUCAUUGCUGUUGAUCUGGUAUGAGAUAAGUUGGAAACACACUGUUGACACUACCACUACACCAACACUCACAAUUACUGUCUGACGUGCGUUUCUAUAACCAAGUUAUCAUCUUCAGAGACUAAAGGGUUUUUAUUUCAAACUAUCUCCCAAUAUGCGUUUCAAUAAGCAAGAAUUAGUCACUUUAGCUAUACAACCAUCAACCAAAUUUGAGAAAGAAGGAGUACUGUUUUUGCGAGAAAAACAGGAGGGAUUUUUUAGAAAAACUGAAGUAAGUUUAGAAAGAUGGUGCAGACUUCGAGGAAAUCUCUUGUUUUAUUUCAAAAACCGUGAUCCUUGGUCUGAACCAUUAGGAGUGAUUGUUCUUGAACAGUGCCAAGUUAGGAUAGAUCCACCAAUGUCUGCAUCACCAUUUAUGAUUGAAGGAUAUUUUCCAUUUUACUUAGUGUUUGAUGGGGGACUUAGUCAAGCUCUUGCUUCUACAUCAGACAUUGAACGAUCUAGUUGGAUAGAUGCAAUUAAACAGGCAAGUUACGAAGGUAUCAGAGCUGAAUUGAGCGCUCUAAGACAGUGCAUAGAAAGAAGAAAAAAUCAUAAACCAAUAGUCGAUUUACAAACUUGGCGAAUGCAGCACACGCAUGCUCUAGAUGUUACUGAAAUACCAUUGUGUGAAGCGUCAUUUUCUUGUGAUAAUUUACUCUGUGAUGGUCAUGGUAGACCACCGAAUCCUUCUCUAGUCAUAGAUGUUUAUAUACCUUCUUCGAAAUUCUGGGUACAAUAUGGCAGAACCGAGGUUAUAGAGAGAUGUAGUAACCCCAUUUUCCUUUCUACUGUGAGCUUCCGGGCAUCUGACGGUCUUUCCAGAGAUACAAGAGUGCGUUUUACCGUUUUCGAUGUAAGAGAAAGAGUAUCUGAUACUGCAGUACCUUUAGGGUCAUCUUGUAUUCUUUUGAGCGUUAUACAAGACUCUACAAGACUUCGUAUACCGUUUAUGUCUAGGUCUAAUAGUACCGUAGGAUUCCUGACAAUUAAUGCUUGGUUUUUAGAAAGGGAAGACAAGAAUAGUAGUACUGAACAUACACCUUGUAAGAAGCCGUUACAUAAUCCCCAACAGGCAUUCGCACAUCGUAGAUCACAGUCUCUACCCCCUAGAUUGGGUGUAAAAAUGAAACUUCCCAAUCAAUCCGAUUUAAAAUUGAUAUUCGCUUCACCACAUUUGCAAACUUAUCGUUUUCAUUCAGGUUUAGGGGGAGAUAUUUGCGUGCACGAAUAUAUGGCUGAAAGUAGGAUCAGUUUUUCUUUCCCACGACAAGUACUCGAUAUAUGGAUCCAACAGGAGAAAGAGCUCCUACAGGAGGUGGCAGGUAUGGGAGAACUGAGAGAACCUUGGCAUUCUAGACAGGUAGAACUGUUAGAUAGACACUUGCACCUAUUGCGGUUGUAUUCUCAAGCUAAAGAAAAUCUGCAAGCACACAAGGGAAGUCUUUUCAAGGCUAGCAGUAGAAAGGGCGAUAGAACUUUGGAAUUUGCUCCUGUUAAUUUACAUUUGCAACGGAUGUGGGUGCACAACGACACGCUUAACAAAUCGGGUUUUUAUGAUUGGAUUACCGUAGGUGCUUUUACAGCGCAUUCACACAAAUCUAAAAAUGGUGGAUUGAUUAAAUUAGUUCAACAACUCAAAGAAUCUCCUAUAAAAAGCGGCACAAAUUGUCAAAUAACUACGAAAAUUUCAAUGGCGAACGACGCCAUCCAAGCCAUCAAACAAUUACGAAAAGAAGUCGUAGAAGCCAUGCGGAACUUGAUGCGUCUGGCUAAAGAAAAACAAACCAACGGUAUGUUACCUAUAUGCGAAGAUAUGAUAAACAAAACUCGCAUACUACUAAGUCUAUGGGACUCAGGUCUGGUGGAAGAAGCAUUAAACUUCAUCGAAGAAUAUAAAUUGAUAGCGAAUGAAGAUUCCGGCAUGGGCGAUGACGAUACCAGCUUGGAUAGUUUAGGUAGACCCAACGUUUUAUCACCAUUCAAAAGAAUAACGCAACAACUUAAUACGUUGGAUUUGAGAAGUCCGGAAUUGGAAGAUUUUGCUACACCUUGUACUCCUAUUAACGAUGAAGAUAUAUGGAAGGUACAAAACCAAAACGAUUCUGAUUGUACAACGUUAAAUACCAGCGAAGUUGUUCAAAAACUUUGUUCUGACAUGCAAACACCAGACGAAUCUAAUUUCGUUCUUUUUCCAGAUUGCGAAGACAACCAAAAUGAGAAUUCUAUUGAAACUUCUACUGAAAUAAAUAGUAGUACAAUUGAUGUAGAAAGUGCGGGAAGUACAAUACAACUAGUAACUUCGGAAAGGGAUACAGGACGUACUUUUCUCGAUACUAAUAUUAUGUGUAAUUCUCCAUCGGCUAAUUAUUAUAAACCAACUGACGAACCUGAACCUUGGGAUAUCACUCAGUUGAAUAUUGAAGCUAGCGUUAUGUGUCUUGUUAGCAAAGUCAAAUUUUUAUGCGGAAGGUGUAAUAGUCCAGCUGUAAGACUAAAACCGAACUUUAGAAACAGUAAAAAAAGUAUUAUCGUCGACCAACCCAUAAGAGGCACUAUAAUCGAAAAAGAAACAGAGGCAGUUACAAAAGUUGUUAAUAAAAUUGUAAAGAACGGUAACAAAUUUACUGACGGUCUGGAUAUAAAUAAAAUCAACGAUUGGGCGGCUGAGUUGAGACCCAGUAUGCGUAAACUACGUUUAGCAAUGGACGGUCUAUUAAAAACGGCGCGACUCACUCAUUCGGUUUUUAGAGUACAAGAAAGUCCGAAAAUAGCUCAGAGGUUCUGUAAUGUGCGAUACAGAAGAGACGUUUGUUUCUCGCAAGCCUUAACUUCUCUUGUCACCGCUUUGAUGUCGAAACUAUGGUGUCAAAAACCUGAUCCGAAUUAUGUGACAAUGCUGAGUGGUUUAGGACCUUUAGCUCAUUUCGAAGGACUUUUGAGUUAUUAUGGUAACGAAAUUGAUAUGUGGGGAGAUAUGUCGGUGGCUAUUGAAGACCUAAGAACGGUUCUAUUCAUUUUAGUUAGGAGUCCUAGUCCGGCUACUGAACCAUAUCCAAAUCCGAAAGUAUCAGGAACAAGAAAUUCUCUAGUAGUAUCUCUACCUGUACCGGAUUCCCUUUAUAGUCUCAUACCGUCAAGACAAACUGUAUCUUUUCACGUGACCCCUGUAUUUUUCAAUAUAGGGAUCAACGAAAUGGCUACCGUCGCCGAAAGUUUGGGGGCUACUAAAGCUCAGGAACGAUCAAAUAUAGACAAUUUCGAGCGAUUGAAUGAAUAUUAUUUGCGUUACAAGAAAUUAAAGAUUUUAGAUAACGCCCGUAGAAUUUCCACUGGUACAGUUCAAUCGAGACCUGUUAGUGCCAUAAUAGAAGAUCUUCGAAUAUCUGUACAUAGUUCUAAAGCCAAAAAUGUCGAAAUACUUCAUUUAGCAGCGCAAAUUUGCAGAAAAUUGAAUGGUUUACGAUUUACCAGUUGUAAAAGUGCCAAAGAUAGGACAGGGAUGUCUGUUACCCUAGAAGAAUGUCAGAUUCUAGCAGACGAGUAUCAUCUGGCCGAACACGAAUUUCAAAGAGCUUUAGAUUGUUUAAGGAGCGAGGGUUGCCGUAGAGAAAACGCUUUCAAGAAUAUCGGUAUCAGAAAAUAUGCUUUUAAUUCUAUACAAUUAUUAGCGUAUCCGAAGUACUAUCGACCACCACCCGGAACGUACGGAUCCGCUCAAACUUGAAUUAUUCGUAUACAUUUUUUGUAGUUUUCGGGAUAUUUCGGUUGAAAAUAUUUUAAUUUAUGAUUUUAUUUUGACAAAUAUAUAUUUUUGACAUGAA